AUGAUAGUGGGUGGCGGUAGUGGUGGUGGCGGCGGCGGCGGUGGUGGUGGUGGCGGCGGUGGUGGUGGUGAUGGUGGUGGUGGUGGUGGUGGUGGCGACGGCGGUGGUGG
Messenger RNA from Spirometra erinaceieuropaei, 110 nucleotides. The record is from the annotation of a GenBank genome assembly. Lineage: Eukaryota; Metazoa; Platyhelminthes; Cestoda; Diphyllobothriidea; Diphyllobothriidae.